Molecule: messenger RNA, 1017 nt
Organism: Suhomyces tanzawaensis NRRL Y-17324
Lineage: Eukaryota; Fungi; Ascomycota; Pichiomycetes; Serinales; Debaryomycetaceae
Exons: 1
Coding region: 1-1017 (338 amino acids)
Cellular component (GO): membrane
Source: RefSeq, a predicted model, not a curated record
AUGUCUGAAUUCUCCAACCUCAAGAAGGCGGACCUCGUCCACGUGCUCAAACAGCUCGAAAUCCACACCCUUUCCAAGGACACCAAGAAGGUGUUGUUGGAGAAGCUCAACGCCUACAUCGCCGAAAACCCUUCAGACUCGACCUCCAAGAUCCAGUCCAUUGUUGACGAGAAGGACGAGUUGGCUGAAGAAGCCACACUUGCGGAAGACGAAGAGGACGACGAGGCAGAAGACGCAGAAACCGAAGACGCAGAAGACGACGACGACGAAGAAGAAGCCGCCGUCGCUGCUGCUGAAGAUGACGAGGACCCAGACUACAACGCACCUCCUCCCAUCAACCUCAAGCAAUGGGUGGUGGACCCCAUCAUCGACGCCUCUGAGCAGUGGAUUGCUCGUUUCUACGAGUACACUGACAGCGUGGGCAUCACCUACCUCGAGUACUCGGACGUGUUAAGAGAACGUUUGUCGACCACUGUGACCCUCAACUUCGUCGAGCUCUUGUUAGAGGCCUCGUUCUUCUUGUACACCCACGUUCCUGUGGUUGCGCUCAAGAACAACGCGUUGAACCACCAAUUGCUCAAGGACAACAACUCGUUCUUCGCUGAAAGCACACUUCCCACUCCCGAAUUGACUGCGUUGUUGCAGCUCUCGUCCCUCUAUACCUUGGCUCUCUGGGGAGCCACUGCCGUCGCCUUACCCUUGUUGGUUUCCUACUACGUCAACUUCUCCAGAAGAGUGCUUGUUUUUGAUGGUGCCGAAGGCAUCGUGGGCAGAAUCUACUCCUACGACCCUUUUAUCUUUGCUGUUGCCAAGGUGGUGAUCUUCUACUUUGUCGGUCAAUUGGGUCCUUUGACCAACUUGCACUCAUUGGAAGGCAUUUGGUACGCUCUCCAGAACCGUUUCUUGAUCCAGGUUGCUGUCUACAGUGGCUUCGUCAAGCAAUUGGGUGCUUUCCCAUUGGUUUUGGGUGUGGCCAACGUUGCAGUUGCCCUCUACUCUCAAUUUGAAGACUAUUAG